UGCUGAGCCAGACCCGCCGGCUGGGGGCAGCGAAUUGUUCACAUUCCGCCAAUCACCGCGUUCAUCCGCCGGGCUGCGUUGUCACGGCAACGGCAGCGUUUAGCGUCGUCCUGGCGACGCCCCGUUCCCCAACCAAAACAAAAGCUGGUGCGUGUGCGGAGGUUUCCACGGCGGCGGCGGGAGUCACUCGACAGAGGGGAGAGCUCGGGGGGGAGAGCGAGGCUGUAACAUCCAACCUGGCGGUGAUCGGAGCCUGAGGAAGCCCAAGAGCUGACAAAGCGCCCUCCCGAGCGAUGUGCCACCGGCAACUCUCCAUGUUUCGCGAAAUGGAAGAAGACCCCUUUUUCUCGUAAGCUGCCAGCCCUUGGGGACCCUUUUCAUUCACAUCAGGAAAACCUCCGUCAACUGAUGUCCAGUUUUCCAGCUCAAUUGGAUCAAGACCUCUUGGUGAAUUUUAUGGGUGGCAAAGUUCCUACUCAGACAGGCCCAAGGCAACACAACUCGAAGGAGGAUGAAAAGCAUUCUGAAGUGGCUAGUUGCUCAGUGGAUCCUUUCAAAAAGAUGAUGGAACAAAUGAGAAAAGAAAUGGUUGAAAUGCAACACAAUAUUAAAAAUGCACCUUACCAUCCCAACGAUCAUACUUUAAACACUUCCACUGUAAUGAGCUAUGCAAAAGUGGGAAAUGAACCUGCUAAAGUGUUCCAGGCUUCCAGUCAUGUACAUCGUGUUCCUGGUGGACUUAAAGAGACAAGACGGGCCGUAAAAGACUCUGAAAGUGGAAUUGAAAAAAUAUCAAUUGGCCAUCACAUUAAAGACCGUGCUCAUGUAAUUCAGAAACUCAGAAACCAGAAAACAGGUGAUGAAGAAGUUGAUCAAGAAUUUAUCAACCUAAAUGAAGAUGAUGCACCGAUGUUUGACCAAGAAUGGCAGGAAAAGGUGUCAAAGUUUAUGCCUCCUGGAGCACAAAUGUAUGGUCUUCAGGAUGUUAAAAAAGCCAUGGAAGGACAAAGGACCAAACACGGUAAAAAACAAUCUGUUUCGCACCUUAAUCCUCCCUCUGCUCCUUGUGGCUGCCCUAAUACGAGCUCUGCUGCUGCAGGCAUGAAAGCGUUGUCAAAAAAUGGAAGAAAAUGAGCAUUUUACUGAAACUACUUGGCUCAGGCAAUUUCUGUGUGAUAAUACCGAGGCUGUGCUUUUGAGUUUUAGUUUAAUUUCUGUAGAAUACUUCAGUUCACUUCUUGCCUUUGGCUAUAGUUUGAUAACUAGCAUUUCAUUUUUGUCAUCAGCAAUGUGCACCAAAUAAAAGAAGUGCAUUUUAUAGAUGUUAAAAGUAAAUAACUACUGAGUCAACUUAGGCAUCCAAUAAAGUAGGGUUCAGAAAUACAGGUGAUGUAGCUGACUCGAUCGAUUUAUAUUGUGUUGAUACAAAUGGUGUCGAUUUUUCUUGUACUCUGCAUGUAAAUGUGUGCAAUGUGUUGUAUGGAAUAUAUUCACUGGAUGACAUUAGUGGGAGAUCCGAUGGACUUUUGGUCUAUAGCCUCAUUUGCAAAUGAGUGAUUAGCUGCUAGCAUUAAUUUUACUGCAUCAUGGACCCAGGAAAUAUAGCAGGUCUGUUAUUUCUUAAAGUCCUCUUAAAGUGGAUGCAUCAUUUCUAUCAGUUGGGUCAGUGCUAGAAGCAUCAACAGCAGGACAUAGCUGCUGCAUCUGAAAACAUUAACUGAUCUUACCAGGACUAUCUCUUAACAUCUCUCUUAAAUAAAAUCCUGCUACAUGACAUGUUUUUCAGCUGCACUACCAAUAUUUUUUUAUAACCUGACAAUUAUUUUGAAAUAUCUUCCUCCACUUACAAAGGUUUUGAAAGGCUGUUUGCCUCUUACAUGCUCUGGUGCUUUCUUCUUGUUAGAUACAGUAUUAAAUUUAAAAGGCAUCAGAUAUUGAGACAAAGAGAUUCAAAUAACAGCAGUGAUCUUCCUAAACCACACUAGCUGUGAGCUGCUGGCAGUUAGCUGACUUUUCUGCUUGAAGCUGAGCACCAAACUGAAACCUUUGAUUUUUUUGCUCUACAAUCCAUGGGCAACGAAGCAGAAACACUGAGCUCGCCAUGGAACCUAACAUUCCAGCGCGAUCUUCCCUUCUCUGCUCUAUUCAAAGCCCCCUGCCUGCAUCAAUUCUCACUGUGCCUAGCAUAAUUGUGCUUCUGAAUAGCAGGAGGCAAACAAGGAACUCCUGGCAUUUGAUGGAGAAGACUUCUGUCUUCAGGUAAAUGACACCAUAAGGUUACACAGCGUAAAUUGCUUCAGUGGUUAUUCAACGUGCUAACUAUUUCCCAAACCAGUGAGCAUUUUGCCAAACACUUGUCCACAGAAUCAGCCUUUGAAAAUAAGGACCUGAAGGAAAUGCACACUUCAAUGACUUGUGUACAAAUUUAAUAUCGAGUAAAUAUUGUGAAAUUCUAACUUAUUUUGCAGUCCAAAUCGGGCUUGCAAUUUAUCAGGCCACAUUGUGCUGGACAACUGGAUUUAUCUUUUUCAAAUGCAGAAAGCAGGAUCCACACCCAAGAGAUAUGCCAUCUGAUAGGGACAUUGAAAACUCUGCAAAUAUAUUUAAAUGAUUCAAAACUAAAACUAUUGAAGAUAAUAAAAAAAUUAAACCUUAAAAUUCUAACAAUUAUAAACAUUAAAAUAACAUGAAAUAGCUCAACCAAUUACCUCCACGUCCCUAUUUCCUUCAGGUCAGAAAAUCCAUUCAAAUAAAUAGUGUUGCCAUUCAUUUGACAGCCGUCCAGGUAAACAGGUCAGAGGCUAGUGCAAAGUGCUGCACCAUUGGACUCAAUGGUGAGUCCAACAGCACUGCAGCAAAUCAGAUGUACUGGUACCUGAUCUCCAGGUUAUCUCAGGAUUCUGUUUCUUGCCCGGGCAUGAGCAUACAUCCAGGACAAGCCAAGCUGCAACCAGUUGCUGAUCAGUAUGUUUUGGCCCAUUGCUGAUUACUUCCAUAACAAUGAGUUUAGAAAAGCUGAAAGGUGACAUAAAUGACCGCCUAAGAGAUAAAAAGCAUUUGAUUCAAUAUCUGCUGAAAAAAAUAUCUGAUAGAGUAAUCCAGGGCAAAAUGUCUCUAUCCCACUUUCAACCCUCAAGAUGACAAUAGAGCAUAUGUCAGUGCUAGUUAAAAUUAAGACAAUGAUGGUGAUAACCUUGCACAUGUUAAAAACUAAUGAGACCACGAUUUAAAUACAUGUGACUUUGCUGAUGCUUUGUAAUCAGAGGCUGCCAAAUUAUUGUGAAUUCAAACCUUUGACUGUUGGU
Molecule: messenger RNA, 3305 nt
Organism: Pristis pectinata (smalltooth sawfish)
Lineage: Eukaryota; Metazoa; Chordata; Chondrichthyes; Rhinopristiformes; Pristidae
Gene: mlf1
Product: myeloid leukemia factor 1
Exons: 7
Coding region: 409-1134 (241 amino acids)
Biological process (GO): regulation of DNA-templated transcription
Cellular component (GO): cytoplasm; nucleus
Source: RefSeq, a predicted model, not a curated record